AUGGUGUCCUCCAUCGACUUGAAAGCAUUGAACGUCUUUACCCUGUCCACUGUAACCCAGGACAUGAUUCACAAGCUCGUGGUUAAGACUUUGCAGGUGAUCCCAUGCCUGGAAGACAAGAACAAGAAGACGACAAGCGAGGGAAAGCCAUUGCCAUCUUUGAUGACCUUUAUCAACAGAUUGGUCAGAUACACAAACGUUUACACCGGUACCUUGAUGACUACCUUGGUGUACUUGGAAAGAUUGAAGCAGAAGUUGCCUAAGAAUGCACAAGGUCUUCCUUGCACCCGUCACAGAAUUUUCUUGAGCUGCUUGAUUUUGGCUUCCAAAUUCCAUAAUGACUCGUCUCCCAAGAACAUUCACUGGGCCAACUACACUGAUGGCCUUUUCUCCAUCACCGAUGUCAACUUGAUGGAGAGACAGUUGCUCUACCUCUUGAACUGGGACCUUCGUGUGUCCAACGAAGAGAUGGUUGCCCACUUGGGUAAGUUCUUGGAUCCUAUCAAGGAGGACUUGAUCAGAUCAUCAAAGAUGAGACAAUACUUGCAGAAGCAACAGCAGGCCGUUGCUGCGCAGCUCCAAGCCGAGAAGGAAUUAUUGGCUACGCCUUCUAUUUCCAGAAGCUCCUCUACAUCAUCUGCAUUGUCAUUGGGCCACAUGCCUAGUCAUAGCCGGGCCAGCUCGAUGGCUUCAUGUCAUUACAGACAAGAUUCUACUAGUUCAGUGGAAUCUUUGAGCCCGGUGAUGACCAAGAGAUGGACCAACGGGGUUGAUCCACGCAUCGAAAUGGCUGCACGGAAUGAGGAAAAGGAGUUGACACGCAUGCUCGACCACCUUUGCAAAGGUUCUAACUAA
Messenger RNA from Sungouiella intermedia, 855 nucleotides. NCBI's taxonomy places the organism in Eukaryota, Fungi, Ascomycota, Pichiomycetes, Serinales, Metschnikowiaceae. The record is from the annotation of a GenBank genome assembly.